Molecule: messenger RNA, 705 nt
Organism: Pygoscelis adeliae (Adelie penguin)
Lineage: Eukaryota; Metazoa; Chordata; Aves; Sphenisciformes; Spheniscidae
Product: interleukin-20-like
Exons: 6
Coding region: 97-705 (202 amino acids)
Source: RefSeq, a predicted model, not a curated record
GCUGGGAAAAGCAAGAAAAAUCCCAAAAGUUAAUCCAAGAGUUAUUUCCUCCCGAUACCUGGAUAAAAACGCUUUCUUCGGAGCUCUUCAGGUCAGAUGUCAGAAAGACAGAUGAACCCACAUCAAAGAACAAGGUCUCCCAGGCAGCCGGCCAUGCUUGCAUCCUGCAGCAACAUGAAAGGAUCCCACUUGUUCCUCUACCUCUUCUCCAUGUCAUGCUGGCUGAAUUUGACGCCGACAGCUGGGAACAAAAUCUUCCACUUUGGACCCUGCAGGAUUUCAAUGAGCGUGACUGAGAUUAGGUCUGGUUUCACCGCAAUUAAAGCCAACAUCCAAGCCAGAGACCCCAUCAGGACCCUGAGCAUCUUGUCUUACCCGCACUCUCUGCACAGGGUUAAGUCUUCAGAUAGAUGCUGCAUCACCCAUCACCUCUUCAACUUCUACGUGGACAAAGUCUUCAAACACUGCAAGACCGAGGAUUCGUAUGUCAACCGAAAAAUCAGCAGCAUAGCCAACUCCUUCCUCAGCGUGAAGAGGAAACUUGGGCAGUGUCAUGAGCAAAAUAAGUGCAUGUGUGGACAGGAAUCCGCUAAGAAAUUUAAGCAAAUACUUGUGAACUACGAAGGGCUGAAUGUCACAUCUGCAGCAAUUAAAUCCCUGGGUGAGCUGGACAUCCUACUAGACUGGCUGGAGAAAUCUCGUUAG